AUGAUGAAAGUUAACCCAGAAAACUCAUUUGAAGAAUCUCCAAAGGAAAGACCUCCAAAGAUCGCCAAGACCCUGCAAGAAGGAGAAGAAAGCGAGGAGGAAGAAAAAGAAAAGGAAGAAGUUGAUAAAUCAAUGAAGCCAGGAGUUCAGCGCUACUUGGUAGCUGUUGAGUAUAUAGGCACUCGAUUCUGUGGCUCCCAGAAACAGCUCAAUCAUAGAACUGUUGUUGGUGUCCUUCAGGAUGCAGGAGUACAUGCAUUGUCGAAUGUUUGCCAUGUCGAUGUGGAACGCAUAAGCAAAAGGAAGCCAGGUGAAGUGUUACCGCCUCAUGAACCAGCAGUAGUAAGAAAAGCUGUGAACCAUUUCUUGCAGUAUGAUGUGGUGGUUGUUGGUUGUGCUCUUUUGAGCACUCAACAGGUGAAACCUCUGGUGGCACUCUUGUGCUUUAUGAAGAUGGGGCACCUUUUAGUAGUUGAAGUUGGAGUUGAUGGCUUGGAAUGGUUCAUGUUAUUUGCAGUUGCAAGAACCCAGAAGAAUGAAGGUGAUAUUAUGGUGACUGAUGUUCGAAGUGUUCCAGCUGAUUUCCAUGCAAGAUUCAAAGCUCAAGAGCGCACGUACUUCUACCGCUUGCUGACUGGACCAGAGCCUCUGUCCACCUUUGAGAAAGAUCGGGCAUGGCAUGUUUCAGUGGAGUUAGAUCUCGUUGCUAUGCAGGAAGCUUGCAAAGUUCUUGUUGGGCAUCAUGAUUUUAGUUCCUUCCGGGCAUCUGGUUGCCAGGCAAAAUCACCAAUCAGAACAUUAGAUGAACUUUCUGUUAUGGAGGUGGUUUCAAAUCCACAUUUUCCAUCAAUCACAGAAAGAGAACAGAACAGUUCAAAUGGGGAGGGUCCUCAAUCAUUCUGUAACAGUUCAACUGGAUCCAUUUCCAACAGUAUUACGGUAGGGGGCUCCAAUAGUGGAACUGGUCUAGGUUUUGGGAGGAGGCGACAUUGCUGCUAUGUCAUAACAGCACGUGCUCGGUCUUUUCUUUACCACCAGGUUAGACUGCUCGUUGGCGUUCUUAAAUCGGUCGGCACUGGGGAUCUAACAAUUUCUGAUGUGGAAAGAAUACUGAAUGCCAGGUCUUCAGAUGCUGCAAGCCCUAUGGCCCCUGCAUGUGGUCUCUACCUUGGAGACGUUAAUCCACAUCAGGCACUUGAAAUUGGGAGCAACAUCAUAUCCAUGGGACCAGUUGGACCGUGCAGAAAGAUGUUGGAACCUUAUGCAAGCUCAAACAAGUCUGUUAGGGUCGCGUAUUUUCAAUGA
Messenger RNA from Dovyalis caffra, 1305 nucleotides. The record is from the annotation of a GenBank genome assembly. NCBI's taxonomy places the organism in Eukaryota, Viridiplantae, Streptophyta, Magnoliopsida, Malpighiales, Salicaceae.